AUGUUCCAUUUCGGUACGGUACGGAUAAUUAUACUGGCAGCAUUACUAUUUUUAGUGGAAUUUAAUUUACAAGAAACAUGUAUACUCUAUUUAUGGGAAUAUACAUUAGUAUACUUAGGUGUACUAGGAUUAUCAUUAUUACUAGAGUUAGUAAUCAGUAUUGUUGCCUUACGUGGAAGUAUAUUGGAUACGGGUGCAAGAUCAUCAAUGCAAUAUUUACUUUAUGUAAGAUUGGUAAUUAUGGCUGUAGAAUUAAUAUGGCUUGUUGUGGGCGUCUUAUGGAUUGUUCAUUAUUACAAAGAUUGUCCGAUUGAACGAGCAAAAGAAACACUUUUAGGAUUGGUAAUUUGUAACUGGUGUAUAUUAUUAAGUGUCCUAAUCACUGUUUGGUGUACAUAUGAUGCGGCUGGCCGCUCAUGGGUUAAAAUGAAACAGUAUCAACGUUCAAUGCGUGAAUCUGAAUCACGUUUUCAGUAUAAACGCAGUGGCAGUACUCACCGUAAUUGGAGACAAAGAAAAGUUAUACGAGCCUAUCAAGAUAGUUGGGAUCAACGAUGUCGCUUAUUAUUUUGUUGUAUGCGACCAUCAGAUCGUAACCGUAAUAGUUUUGCAGAUAUUGCAAAACUUUUAAGUGAUUUUUUUAGAGACUUAGACGUAGUUCCUAGUGAUGUUGUAGCUGGUUUAGUAUUAUUAAGAAAAUUUCAAAAAAUUGAACGUGAAGCGAUUGUUAAAGAGAAAAAAAAUGAUACUUAUGAGUUCCUAUCUGGUGUUGCCAUAACACCACGUACACAAUUUUUACGAUUAAAUGAUCCCCAAGAUCUGGAUCUAUUUCAAAAUGUUAUACAUUAUAUGCAUUAUGCCCUUGGUGCCUACGGUUGGCCAGUAUUUCUUAUGACAUAUUCAUCCACUGGUCUAUGUCAACUUUGCAUGAAAAUACAGUGUUCCUGUUUCCCAUGUUUUGCACGUCCCAAAUCAAAUACAACAAUUGUGGAAGAUAAUUGUUGUCAAUGUAAUUAUGCAGCGUUACAACGAAUGGUCGAAGGAGGUGAUGUUGAAGUCACAUAUGCAACAUUCCAUGUGGACGUUGGUGAAACACCAUUUUUUGUUGCCGUCGAUUAUGAUAAGAAAAAAAUUGUAAUCAGCAUUCGUGGUACUUCUAGUAUGAAGGAUAUAUUAACAGAUUUAAAUGCUGAAGGUGAAGUUUUACCAAUUAAUCCACCUCGUGAAGAUUGGUUGGGUCAUAAAGGAAUGGUACAAGCUGCCGAAUAUAUUCGUGAUAAAUUAAUUGGUGAAGAAAUCUUACAACAAGCUCGACAACGUGAUCCAGCCCGUGGCACAUUAGAAUUUGGUUUAAUAUUAGUUGGGCAUUCCUUAGGAGCUGGCACUGCUAGUAUACUUGCCAUAUUGUUACGCCAAGCGUAUCCAGAUUUGCAAUGUUUCAGUUUUUCACCUCCUGGUGGACUAUUAAGUAUGCCAGCUGUACAAUAUAGUAAAGAAUUUACUAUAUCAGUUGUAGUUGGAAAAGAUGUUGUACCACGUAUUGGCCUUCAUCAAAUGGAGAGUCUACGAGCUGAUCUCAUUAAUGCUAUCCAACGUAGUGUUGAUCCAAAGUGGAAGACAAUAAUGUGUAGCGUCGUUUGUUGUGGUUGUGCUCCAAUGCCAACCAGUGCUGUUACGCUUAAAACUGGUGGUGAACGGAUUGAUGCAUAUCAACUUGCCAAAGAUGCUGCCCGUACAAGAGGAAUACAUCCAUCGGAUUCAUCGAUUGCAUUAACUUUACAUCGACCAUUAUAUCCUCCGGGGAGAAUUAUUCAUAUUGUGCGGCAUCAUCCCAGUAGUUCAGAAGCUAAAUACGAGAGCCGUUGGAGGCAAGCUUUAUCGAAAAAAGAACCCGUUUAUCAAGCAGUAUGGGCUGAAAAUACCGAUUAUGACGAAGUAUUAAUAUCACCAGUAAUGAUCCAAGAUCAUAUGCCAGAUACGGUAUUGGAAGCAUUAAAUAAGGUUAUAACUACAUUUGGACCAAGAAAACCGCAGCGACAAACAUCAAAUUCGAUAACAUCCAAUGAACCAAUGGAUCAAGAACAAUGUCAUCUAUUAUAUGGGACAUCACCAAUGCCGCCACAUCGGCUAUGCCUUGAAACAAGUUUUACCAGUCUGCAAAGUCCAACAGUUGAAGUGUACCAAAAUUCUAGUGUGAAUUCAUCACAAAGUGGAAGUUAUUACCCAUCAAAAAUUUCACCUAUCCAACUUAGCUCGAUUUUGUAUCCUGAUAUGCAAAGUCGAUCACCAAGUUGGAACAAUCACCCUCCAGGGGGAUGUUCUAGCUUGGUUACAUCACCACAAAGUUGGCAAGUUCCUAUUGGUGCAACGGAUUUACAUGUUCAUGAUGGGCUCGCACGAAAAAACUCUGCACCAGGCAGUACGGCACCAAUCUUCAAUAAUCAUCGAAAUAACAUCAAAUGCGACAAAGCUUACAAGUUUAAAAGUUAUCACAGCACACCGUACAUGAAUACAAACCCAGAAAAGUUGAAAUUACGUGCAAAAGUUUCAAGUUUAGAUAAUGGUGGUCGAAUUGAUUUAAUACACGAUGAUUGGUUUGGUCUCGCACCGCUCGCAAGCCCAGAAAGUUUAAGUGAAGUGUCAAGUAUAAGUUCACGUGCAAGUUUUGGUGUAAUGUUCGGUGAUAAAACAAAUUUAACAGAAGUGAUAAGUACUAGUUACGAGCUACGAACUCCAACAGUGAUGCGGCGUACCCCAAAAAUCGCCGGAAAUUUAUCAACGUGUGCAGAUGAUAUAAAAAGUGUACGGUAUUUUCAAAAAUUAGGUAGAACUUCAAUGGUAUUACGAUGUCCUUCACAAAACGGAAGUUCGAGGACAGAUUCUUCAGGUGAUUUAAGUUAUGAAUCAGCGUCGAGUGCGAUUAAGGGUUGUUCCAAUAAAAACGAUUGUAUCACGAAAUCCUCGUUUUUACAAAAUAAAAUGAAUGAUUUAGGUUUUAUAAAUACAAGUACAGAAACGGAUAGUUUCGCUUCGGCAGAAAAUAUUUUAGAUGAACCAAUUAAUUUUAAACAUUGUAUUAACUCCGAUCAUAAACUAUGUAACAGUGGUUGUCCAAAUUGUCCAUGUAAAUAUGAAUCUGAUAUAAAUUUGCAUACUCCUACGGGAAGUGCAAUUGUAAAUAAAAUUUCCAAAAAAUCAUGUUGCCAAAAUUAUGAUCAUACUGAUUGUGUAUUCGAUGCGAAUGAAAAAAGCUUCUCCACGUCAAGUGAAAUACCAAUUAGUACAAAAUCAAGUCCAGAAAGUGUCAAAAAAUCCACAAAACCGACAUCCACUGUAUAUAUGGAAACACAUUUUGAUCAAAAUUUUUUCACAGAUAUAACUCCAAAACCAGAUCAUCUAAAUUUACCCUUAAAAAAUCAAUUAAAUCCAUAUAGUGUAUCCCCCACAAUUGAAAAGCUGCAAGUACCUGUUCAUUUACAUAAGCCUCAAAUAUCUAGCACCGUUUAUAGUCCAGAUAAUAUUAUCUCAUCACGCUUACCGGAUCGGGCUUCACCUUUUUCUCCACAGAUAAUGUCCCCAACAUCUCCACAAAUUGAUCAAGAUACAAUAUCAAAUUUUGCAAUUGAUUUAACACUUGAUCCCGAGAAUCGUUCAAUGAUGCAGUUUAAUUUAGUUAAGCAGCCAGAAGUUGUAAAAAAUAGCCCAUCAGUUGACUCGGGUUCAAUUUGUAAAACUCCAUGUGAAACAAAAACAGUUAGUUUUAAUCCACAAAUUGUAAACUUAGAUCCAAGUAUGAUACAAACGGAUUCACGUUCAUUUUUCGAUUUAAAGCGUAGUCCAAAGAAAAGCGAAACAUCGAAUCAUGUAAAAACUGCAGCAGCAAAACGACAAAAACCUAUUGAUGAACAAUGCUUUUCUAAGAAUGAAUCUCUACCAUUAUUAAGUGGUUUAAGUAGUACAGCAGAAAAAACUUCGCCAAGUUAUGUACGAAGAAAAAAAUAUAUUUAUCCAAUAACAAAAAUAGGUCGAGGCGAAAGUAGCGUAUAA
This is a messenger RNA of Chrysoperla carnea, 4047 nucleotides long. RefSeq names its product diacylglycerol lipase-alpha-like. NCBI's taxonomy places the organism in Eukaryota, Metazoa, Arthropoda, Insecta, Neuroptera, Chrysopidae. Gene Ontology annotation, cellular component: postsynaptic membrane; dendrite membrane. The coding region runs from base 1 to 4047 and encodes 1348 amino acids. Gene Ontology annotation, biological process: lipid metabolic process. The record is from RefSeq and is a predicted model, not a curated record. The transcript has 14 exons.